Lodderomyces theae is the source of this 900-nucleotide messenger RNA. Its product is annotated as CSM1. Gene Ontology annotation, cellular component: mitotic spindle; mitochondrial membrane; nucleolus. The record is from RefSeq and is a predicted model, not a curated record. The coding region runs from base 1 to 900 and encodes 299 amino acids. Lineage: Eukaryota; Fungi; Ascomycota; Pichiomycetes; Serinales; Debaryomycetaceae. Gene Ontology annotation, biological process: attachment of mitotic spindle microtubules to kinetochore; meiotic sister chromatid segregation; homologous chromosome segregation. Gene Ontology annotation, molecular function: microtubule site clamp; protein binding. The transcript has 3 exons.
AUGGCUAAAGGUAAAGUGACCAAAGCCACAAAGUCUUCGACUCGUCCUAUAUUCGCCGAGGAUGUGCUAACACAAACUGACCCAUCUUCAAUUGUGGAUCUUAUCAAUCAAUACGUCCACACAAAUGCAGAUGUUAUACACGCGAAAUAUAGGGAAUUCGCCGAGGAGCAGAUGGCGGCAGAUCACAAAUUGAUCCAGGAGCUACAAGAAGAAAAUGCUAGACUAACGGAGGAGUUGGAGAGCAGGUCUCAAUUCAGCUCCCCAGUUAAGAAGCAAGGCAACGAGGAUGUUUUUUACUCGUUGGAUAUUCUUGAGAUAAUGAGUGGGUUGAAAGUCACCGACUUUAGUGACAACGAAAAGGAAUUGGUUUACGAGAUGAAAUCUUCGGGCAAGGAGUUGGAAAUCCAUUAUAAGCUAAUACUUGCGAAAGACGGAUCGGAGGUUACUUACAUUCCCAUAUUUGAUGGCAAUGAGGAGGCAAUGAAGUUGUUACCGGAAUACUUUUUGGACAGCUUUUCGUUUGAUUUCAGGAAUUUACCAUUAUUCUAUAACAAGAGGUUUGAUUUUUCAGUUACAAGCAGGGCAAGUGGUGAAGAGUUUGAUGAAGUCUUUGGUGAUGACUUGGGUGACUCUGGUUUCCUUGCCGGCUCUGUUGCUGGAUCCAUCUACCUUCAAAAAUUCACCAGCGUCAAAUGGGAGAAAUACGAUCAAAAGUACCAGCAACUAGGAGAGGAAGAGAUGUUGAACUUGAUUGAGAACAAAAGAAAGGUCAACAAAAAGGAUGACUAUUACAGACUUCUGGGAUUGCUCACGGAUCAUUUGGACAAGGUAGAAGACGAUUAUGAGAUCAAACGAGUUCAUAGGAAAAAGGAAGAUGAGCCAGUGUGGUGGAGCAAGUAA